Molecule: messenger RNA, 7083 nt
Organism: Lineus longissimus
Lineage: Eukaryota; Metazoa; Nemertea; Pilidiophora; Heteronemertea; Lineidae
Product: protein PALS1-like
Exons: 17
Coding region: 891-4019 (1042 amino acids)
Biological process (GO): morphogenesis of an epithelial sheet; generation of neurons; establishment or maintenance of polarity of embryonic epithelium
Cellular component (GO): plasma membrane; adherens junction
Molecular function (GO): protein binding
Source: RefSeq, a predicted model, not a curated record
GCUUGUAAUGGUCGAGAAGGCUCUGACUUGAUGAGAAAAGUGCUUAUUAGUCGAGGAAGGAUUGUUACUGAAUUCGAUGCCAUCAACUAGAUACUCUUGGUUAUGCAUCCUUUCAGCAGUUCAUAGAUGGGUUAAGAAUCUAUGCAGCAGGAAUUGGUGAGACACGUGCCGGCUACACUAAUUCUUAUCGAAAGUGGAUAUUUGUAUCGCGACUGAUAAGAGGAACCAACAACUUAACUACAUAACAGUAUUUCUCAAAGACAUGAAUAUCUUAGCUGUCAACUUUGGUAUCAGUAUAUCUGCCAGGUCAGUGCCUUCCAAAUCAUCGAUGGACUGUCGUAGAUCAUAUAAAUCACCGAUGGCUUGGAAGUGAUUGCAUAUAUCAGUAGCGGCAAAAACGGAACUACACAAAGGAUGGGACCCACGUGUUGCUACUCAUGUCAAAUGUGUUUUCUCAGUCUCUAAUCAGACUGGAAGGAAUCAAAACCGCCUGAGACUGACUGACAAGGAAUUCAUGGCCGGACAUGUCUACUGUUGCUGCCUUGGAUUUCCGUCGAUGAUUUUGGCCAAUAACAUGCAAACCAUUUAGUAUUACGUGACAAGGGUACACAGAUUUGUCGAUAUCUUGAAUCAUCAUAUCAAGCUUGGCAGUUCGUGUAUAUGGUCAUCGCGAAGAACGUUAUGGGACAUGUUAACCGGAAACAGAAGGGCCAUUCGGUCCUGCUGGAACCUUUGAGGAUAUCGUUCCCAUCUAUGACUUCGCAAUGGCACACGUAAUAAUAUCAUUCGAGGGUAGUACCCAUCGUGUUGUGGGGAAUUCGGAUAGAAGUUUUGCGAGUUGUUAGUGCGUCUGUCUUGGAAUAUAUACUGAAGUUCGUUAGCGAUAAACAAUGGCUUUAAACGUUGAUGCACCAAGUAAGAUGACAAACUGUGUGGAUUUAUCUGGUUACGUCAUACUGCUGGUGGAAGGUGAUGAUGGAGGAAUCAAACUUUACGGGUCGCCAGCAGACAGAGCAGAUCUCCAGGUCGGCGAUGAGAUUCUGGAAGUAAAUGGGCGGAGAAUAGAUGGGACAAGCCAUGCGGAUAUAAUAUCGCACAUUCAUAAGUGUAUCAAGUCGAGGACAAUAUGUUUGAAAGUGAAAAGAAGAGCAAGUUUUGCUGAAGUUGCUGAUGUUCACAAUGUGCAAGAUGCUUAUGUGAUUGCCGUUGAAGAAAAAGCCAAGCAACGAUUGGAGAAGCUUUCAGCGGUCCACAAGAUCCAGCCAGUGGAUAUGACCAAACUACCCAACCAGGAAGAAAAAGAAAACAUGGAUAUUGAAAGCUAUAACAAUCCAUUUCGAAAUAAUAAGGGAAAUAAUAUGGACUCGCCCCACAAACGGGGGAAGCAGCCAGUUCAUGUGGAAGCUAAUAUCAAUGUGCCGCCUGUUGAGGCUGGUUUGAAUGGCGGACACUUUGAGGCCGAUAUAAACGGACCUAAUGUGGAUACGACCAGAAUGAACGGUUAUGUAAAUGGUGGAUCAGCUCGCUUAGACAACACUAACCCGUUCCUGCCGGCAUAUCAAUACGCCGGCAGUGAGGGGGGCAGUUCUGUCUCGGACAGUGAUCUGUAUCGAGGACCGUCUGAUUUUAAUACUUUAGAACGUGGUGUGCAGCAAGCGAACAAUGUUCAGGAGGAGAUAAUGGUUGACAAUACUACUGACUUUAAUAGCGGUUACACAGGUAUCAUAGACGGUAGUGAUGGGCCCCAUAGAGAAAUGGCAAUUGAUGUACCAGCGGGAUUCCGAGGCAGUUUAAAAGAACCGCCACGAUUGCCAUCACACAUUGGACCAUCUCCUCCAGGGACGCCAAAGAAAGAGCGUAAAACUGCUGAUAAAUCGGGAAGUAGUACUCCUAAAUCUGACCGAGAUGAACAAUUGCAAAGAAUACGAAAACAUCAGGAGGAUUUACGGAAACGGCGCGAUGAAGAAGACCGGUUAUUACGAGAACAGGAAUUUUUACGUGCUUCCUUACGCGGUUCUAAAAAGUUACAAGCGUUAGAACAGCGGCCUCCACCACCACAACCUGUUGGGUUUGAAAACGAGGCAUUCGUGGAGGAGGGGGAUCACCUUGAUGGGAGUUUACCACGAUCUGCACUGAGGGUCACACCUCCGGAACCUGGCACAUUAGACAGAAAACAGCAGUAUGAACCCACUAGUCAAGCAACUGCUGAGGUACAGGCACAGCCAAUUGAUCUAGAAAAGAUCACCGCUUCCCUAAAUGCAAUCAAGUCCAAGUUAAACUCAGCUGAAAACAAGGACGACAUCACCUUCCUCAACAGACUCUUCCAGGACUCACGGUUUCAGAAGACCGUCGCAGUCCACCAAAAAGUAUUGGGGGUGUCGAAACGUGAGCCAUGUCCACAAGCAGUAUGUCACAGUGCACAGAGAGAAUGCCUCGAUAUUAUGGCAUCCUCGUCCCUCAGUCAGAACAACCCGUAUGUCCAGGAGCUCCAGAAGUUGUUGGAAAAACCUGAAAUGCAGGGCUUACUUCUUGCACACGACCGCGUAAGUUACCAGUAUCAGUAUACCGUGCCUUGUGGACAAGGAGACGAUGACGAUGAUGACGACGACGACGACGGUGACCUUCCUGUCGAGACCAUUGAAGGUCAAUAUGGCGGUGACAGCAUAAAGAUCAUACGGAUACAGAAGUCAACAGAACCCCUUGGUGCUACAGUAAGGAAUGAAGGUGGGGGUGUGUUCAUAGGACGGAUCGUCAAAGGUGGAGCAGCUGAAAAAAGUGGUCUCCUCCAUGAAGGUGAUGAGGUGCUGGAGGUAAAUCAGAUGGAAAUGCGAGGGAGAUCGGUCAAUGAAGUCAGUGACCUCUUGGCUGGGAUGACGGGCAUUCUUACAUUCAUGAUUGUUCCCAACAAAGACUUCAACCAAUCACAAGACGAGACACUGUCGUGCUUACAAGGAUCCAGAUUUUCUGGCCCUCAGGUUCACGUUCGAGCGCACUUCAACUACGACCCAGAGGAGGACAUGUACAUCCCAUGCAGAGAGUUGGGCAUAUCGUUUGUUAAGGGCGACAUCCUGCACAUCAUCAACCAGGAUGAUGCCAACUGGUGGCAAGCAUUCCGAGAGGGGGAAGAAGACCAUACAUCAUUAGCAGGAUUGAUUCCAAGUAAAAACUUCCAAGAACAACGAGAGGCCGUAAAGCAAGUGAUCGUCCAAGAUAGCAGCGAAGAUAAGAAAAAGAAGAACAAACUUUGUGCGCGGAAGAAGAAAAAGGGCAAGAAGAAGGCAUUGUAUAAUGCUCAUACCAAUGAUGACUUUGAAGCCGAAGAAAUUUUGACUUAUGAAGAAGUGGCUCGAUAUUACCCACAACCGAACAGGAAGCGACCAAUAGUCAUGGUCGGACCUCCACAUGUUGGUCGCCAAGAGUUACGUCGGCGACUCAUGGAGAGUGACCUCGAUCGAUUUGCUGCUGCUGUUCCACAUACAAGCCGUCCAAGAAAAGAAACUGAGGUUGAUGGGCAGGACUAUCACUUUGUUCCACGGUCAGUCAUCGAAUCGGACAUCUGCUCAAAUAAGUUUGUCGAACACGGCGAAUUCGAGAAAAAUAUCUAUGGGACGAGUCUAGAGGCGAUUCGAAUGAUCAUCAACAGUGGAAAAGUUUGUGUGCUAGAUUUACAUCCACAGGAUGAAGGAGAUUCUGCCAUACCACGUGAAGGCUGGAAAUAUAGACGAGUGUCAUUGAAGAUCCUGAAGAUGUCAGACUUGAAGCCGUACAUCAUCUUCAUCGCUCCGCCAAACAUUGAGAAACUCCGGCAGAACUGUGCUAAACUUGGGACACGGUUAGCGGACGAUGCUUUGAAGGAAGUCAUUGACAAGUCACGAGAAAUGGAGGAGAACUUUGGUCAUUACUUUGACACGAUCAUCAUAAACUAUGAUAUGGAUCGGACAUUUGACGAGUUACUGCACAAGAUUAACUCGUUAGAGAUUGAGCCACAAUGGGUCCCCGCACAAUGGAUGCAAGAUUAGGAAUACCUUGAGUUUUAUUGGAGAUAUCUGUGAUUUCUCAAAUGCUUGUCAGUUCACGAGUUUAUUGAUGGGACAUUUUAGACAAAAGGAUUCAAACGUGUUUUGAACUUGUUUCGAACGGCUUAUAGAGGGUGUGCAAUGACAUUAUUCGGGCAUCCAUUCUGGACGUCAAAUGGCGGCUUUUGUAGUGAUGAGUUCAUCCACUUGGCCUCUUUAGGUAGAAAUGACUGAGUAUACAACAUUUCUGGAAGGAUAUUCUGCUCAUCUCAACAUUGAAGACUGGGACAUUGGGAUUCAGUGACAAAUCGGAUUUAGAGUGGGAUCGAUUGGUGGGACUUUUGUAUGUUUCCGUUCAGGAAAACAUUUCACAGGAUGUUUGUUUUGCUUGCAUUGUCAUUGCAUUUGUGCAAUAUUGUUUUAUUGUUGUUGCUGAGCAGACGACAAAGGUAGCUACAUCAGGAUGUACAGCUGUAGGGUGAUCGUCUGCCAGUAACCAGCCGUGUGAUGCCAAUUGGCAUUUUGAUGUGUGGAUCAGCUGUUUUCAAAGGAUAUCAUUAUCUUUUGUUCCUUUUACAUUUGCCCGGAAGUCACAACCGUCUUAUUUCUUUUUUACCCCAGUAGUCUGACUGAAUAUAAUUGACGUCCAUGUAAAUAACUUAUUAGCCCUAUUAUAGUAGUAACCCUCCCUGUUGAGAGGCUGUAUACUGAGUAUCAACAUAGGGGGCAGCGGUAGCGCAGUGGAAGAGUCGGCCUCAUGAUCAGGAGGUCCGGGGAUCGACUCCCGGCCGAGUCACUCCUUGGUUCCCCGACUGGUCAAGUUCAAGUGAGCGCCUUCUGGUUGCUCCUUGAAACCCCUGAUUGAUUUCUGUGGAGACCGGGGUAAUAAUAUGAUAUCCCAAAGCGCUUUGAGCGAGAACUAUAGUGUCACGGAAUUGCGCUAUAUAAAAGACUCAUUAUUAUAAUUAUUAUUAACACAGAUGAUGUCUUAAAAUAAACUUGUCUCUGCAUUCUGGUUGUGAUCUUGUCCUCAAAAGACCAAAGUCGGACGAAUGCUAUUAUAAUCAGACACCCAGAAACUUUGUUUCGGUGCAACAAAGCUUUGAUAAAAAUGAUUUGACAUGUCGAUCCAGUAAUGGUCACUGUGCCCUGCUUGGCUUAUUGUUGAAGGAACUGGAGGUAGUUUGGUACAGUUUCGCAGCCGACAAUAUGCACUUUUGCGGAACAAUUUUCCAGGCACUAUUCAGUGCUGCUUGUUGAAUUGAGGGGGUUGCAGGCACAGCAAAUCCCAACAGACUUAAUGAGUGAGGCUGCAUUGCCAGGCACUCAUUGAGUUUAAAGGCCUACCUUCUCAGUUAGUUGGAAACUGAUUCUCCAGUGUGAAAAUGGCACUUGUAUACCUUCGUACCCUACCAUCUUCAAUCGUUGGUAAACUGCCUUGACCAUUCAAACCUGGUCUCCUCCUUGUGUAGGUACUGAAUAUACAGCCUCCAACGUGUGUAUUAUACCCGGCCUCUAUACUGCCAUUAUUCUAUACUUGCUUUAUUUAUUUGUUUGUAAUUUAUUAUUAUCUAUAUCCUAUCGAGGGUUGUGAGAUUUACCUAAUUAAAAAUUUUCAGGGGGAUGUCCGGUGUUGAAAAGUGACAGAGGUUCUAUUCUAUAGUGACGAUCUUAUUUUGCCCAAUUUUAUCUUUUCUUGUUAUAACGUUUCAAUUUAUUGGCCUGGAUUCAGAGGCCCUGUUCUCUUUAUCUUCUCUAUAUUGCCCUCUAUCAUAUCAAGAGAAACAGAUACUCUGCAGCAGCCAAAAGGCCCUUGAAGCGCCAGGCAAAUGAGUGAUUUAAGACGCUGUUUGCAGGACGUUUCAUAUCCAUUCAUAUCUUGUGAGUUGCGUCCCUUGUCCUUAUAGUUUAGAUUGUACCUUAAUUUCGUACUUCAAGCCGAUUGAUUUAUUUGCUGACUGGUCCUGGUAUGGUAUGGUUUGUUGGAAGAAAUAAGUCCAGAUUUAACCAGAUUAUUCUCAGUAAUUUGAAGUUGUCUUGUAGGCUCAUCAACUGGGCAUAUCCGAAAUAUAAAAUAUGUGCUGGUUGUGAAGUGCUAAAGCUGGGAGCAGGCAGAGGUAAAUGACUGUGUGAGUCGUAAUAUCAACAUCAUUGUAACUUAUUCCUGUAUAUUGAAUUCAAAAUGGGAGAUGAAUGAGUCCCAGAGUUGCAGUAUUUUUAUCACAGUUGUUAAAGUUGAACUGACGAUUUUAACCAUGAGUUGAUAAAAUGGUAAUAACCAUUACAAUAAAAAAUUACAUUGUGAAGAAUAUGGAUUUUGCAAUUUAUGUUAAAUUUGUCAGUUCACCUUUAAAGACCGAGUUGUUUGGCAUAUUAUAUCUGCUGAAACUUGUUCAUUCCUUGUACAAACAAAUACAUAUCACCAUUUAUGUUGAUAUCUAUUAUUUCAUAAUUUUAAUUCUAUACUUAAGAUAAUGUGAAAUGAGAAAGUGGACAUAGUAUUUUUGCAUUAUAAUUCUGUAUAACCAUGUACAUAGGUGUACAAACUUCAUUUUGUAUGGACAGAAGAAAGGGAUAUGUUUGACUCGAAGACUGUAAGUAAACUUACUAUGUACUUAACAAAUGUAGCUGAGAAUUCUGACCCUGCAUAGUCAGAACUAUUGUAUAAACUAACAAGAUCUGACAUAUCAAGAGUAAAUGAGGUAUCCAUUGGGAUGUGGAUGUGAUUAACUGAGCAUGUAAACUUCAUAGCUUUUGCCAGGAUCUCCAAAAGUACUAAGGGGGCAUUUAUAUUCAGAAAGGUAUUUUCAAAGCCAUUGUCAAGUCCCCAGUACGAAAAUAUGAUAAAAAGGAUUAGAGCAUCAGAAAAUCUGUGUAAGCCUAUUUGUUUUGUAUGAAAUGUCUCCAUAGUACAUGUAUCCUGUCAUCACCAUAAUGACACAAGGAGCCGAGAGAUUUUCGUCCCUACUGCUUGUUCCAACUUGCAUUUGUACAAACAUGAUAAUUUCAUCUGCAUAUCUGUACAAAGAUUUAUUAUGAAAUAAUUAAAAUUUAUUAACUCAACGAA